Bemisia tabaci is the source of this 5236-nucleotide messenger RNA. Its product is annotated as scoloptoxin SSD14. Gene Ontology annotation, molecular function: glutathione gamma-glutamate hydrolase. Gene Ontology annotation, cellular component: plasma membrane. The record is from RefSeq and is a predicted model, not a curated record. Gene Ontology annotation, biological process: glutathione catabolic process. NCBI's taxonomy places the organism in Eukaryota, Metazoa, Arthropoda, Insecta, Hemiptera, Aleyrodidae.
CUGCACAGCUCGCGAGUCAACUUUUUUGUUGAAUGAGUUGAAAAAUAAUCACAAAUUUGCACUAAAAUAAACCUUGUUUCGCAGUAUCUCGUUGCCUUAUCAGUGCGGUUCAGGUAUAGUGAGCUCUGCGCCUGUGUCGGUUCAAUAUCUUAAUUUUCUUUCAAUUUUUUAAGCGUUUUUCCCAACUUGCAUUACCUCUGUCGUUGAUAAAAUAUUGGCAGUAUGGGCUGCAUCGCAUCUUUGCCUGUGCCAAAAGUAAUGUCUCGGCGUCGUAAGUACUCGCGAAUUUUGACCGGAAAGGAAUCCUCGUCAAGAAGAAAGAUGAGGAGCCCUGGUUUGGUGUGGACAGUUAUUCUGGUGCUGGUGAUUUUCUCCUUAUUUGUCAGUGUGUUGUACUACAGAAGUAGUUCGGAAGACGAAGCUACAAUUCUUCCAGACCCCGAUCAUGAGCAAAGCCCUUCUCCUACCCCCAUGGGCACUUUUAAGGAAGCUGCUGUCGUCACCAACGCAGCAGUAUGUGCUCCUGUCGCAAGAAAUAUUCUGAAAAGAGGUGGAAAUGCAAUCGACGGGAUAAUUGCAGCAGCUGUGUGCGAUGGUGUAGUUUUCCCACAAAAUACAGGGCUAGGUGGCGGUUUUGUAAUGGUUUACUACAACAAGGCUGAAAAUAAAGUCUAUUCAGUCAAUGCCCGAGAAAUGGCCCCUGGUGCAGCAACAGAAGACAUGUUCCACGGAGACAAGGACAUUUCUCAGAGAGGUGGUCUAUCAAUUGCAGUUCCAGGAGAGUUAAAAGGCUUUUGGGAAAUUCACAAGAAGUUCGGAAAAUUAAAUUGGAGUGAACUUUUCAACGAAACGAUCAAUUACUGCCGGAAUGGAUUCCCUGUCACAAAAUAUCUAGCGGAACAUGCUAGGAACUAUGCUCCCAAAUAUGAAAAAUUUACGCUUUUGAAAGAAAUGCUGACAAAUCCCGAAACAGGGAAGCUCUAUGAAGAAGGGGAGUUAAUGCGGCGCUCCAAACUAGCAGAUACUUUGGAAAUUUUCCAGAAGGAAGGUGGUGAUGCACUGUAUACAGGAUCAUUGUCACAAUGUUUUCUCCAAGAUUUGAAAAAUGCAGGCAGCAUUAUUACCGCAGAUGAUUUAGCCAAGUACACGGUUCACAUUCAAGAAACUCCAACGUAUGCUUCUCUAAAAGACAAUAUGACAGUGUAUGGAGUUCCUCUACCUGCCUCUGGGCCCAUCGCAACAUAUAUCCUCUCCAUACUAGACGCUCUGCUUCCUGGUGAAGAUCUCCCCACAGACUUUACAAAAAUUGCUGAAGCAUUCAAAUUUGGUUACGGUCGGCGAUCAGAAUUCGGUGAUCCUGAGUUUGUUGAUGUUAAAAACAUUCUCUCUCGAAUGAAUGAUCCAAAACAUAUCGAAGAAGUACGGAAGCACAUUUUAAAAAUGGAGACCUCUCAAGACCCAGUUUUCUACGGUGGCAAUUUCUCUUUUGUAGAAGAUCACGGAACAGGAAACAUGGUUGUACUUGAUCCCAAUGGAGAUGCUGUUGUUAUGACUAGCACUGUCAAUUUAAUUUUCGGAAGUUUUGUUGUGUCGCCUUGUACUGGAAUCGUUUUGAAUGAUGAAAUGGAUGAUUUUUCUUCACCAUCCAUCAUCAACUAUUUUACUCUGCCUCCAUCGCCAGCAAACUUUAUAAGACCCUACAAACGACCCAUGUCUUCCAUGAGUCCGCUGAUUGUUUUGGACAAGAAUCGUGAUGUGCGACUUGCUGCUGGUUCUGCGGGAGGCUCAAAAAUCACAACUGCUACCUCUCUGGUCACAAUCUUGAAUCUGUGGUACAAUAAAACCAUCAAAGAAGCCGUUGAUUACCGGCGUAUUCAUCACCAGCUGUAUCCCAUGCAUGUCAGUUAUGAAUUCGGACUCAUGCGAAGCAUUGUAGAAGCAAUGAAGAAGGCAGGUCACAAGCUUGAUCGAUUAACAGACGGAUCGCAUUUCGGAACUGCAGUGACAGCAUUAGCCAAAAAAGACGGUCUAAUAACUACUUCCUUUGAUUUUCGAAGAGUCGGAGGUUGGGCAGGUUUUUAAGUGCCCAAAUCUUGCGGUCUCGUACUUUGUACCUGCGUGCUGUGAACUGUGAUUUCAUUCAUUCCAUUUCUAAGCGUAUUUUUUGUACAAAAAUCUCUUUAAUUCCGGCCAAGAAUGUUCUGACGCUGUCAUCUUGUUUUCUUGCGUCCUUUAGACAGCUUUUCAUUAAUUUUGAAAGGAAAAUGACAAAUGACAUGUACCAUUUCUUUUGUACAAAAAAUUCGCCUCAUACUUUUCAUGUUAUUUAUAUUUUUUCCCCCUUAGUCCUAUGUUUAUGUUUUAAGUUUAAACAUUCCUUUGUUCAACAUUUCAUCCUUGUCAGGCCUGAGAAGUCCUUUGAAUAGACUUUGUAUUAGCAUGAAGGUCUUCAUGAGGAAACUGAUUGAAUCAGAUCUUGACUUAAGUCCUCUCAGUUGUAAGACUGCACUCUGAUUUCCUAUAUGUAUAUCAUAUUGUUCUUUGUUAAGUAAAACAGCUCUUAUUUUUUUUUUUUUUUUUUUUUUUUUUUUUUUUACAGUCAGUUUGGUCAAAGCUAACCAUAAGGCUGUUUUCAUCCAUCAUUCAUAAAACUUGUCACUAAACUGUUUAGAUAAUUUGUCCUUGAGGGACGUUUUUAUUCGCUGGAAAAAGAACAAAGUAUUUUUUAAAAACCCUCUUUUGAGAGAGAGAAGGGAUUAAAUAUUUAUCAGUCCAAGUUUGUUCACUCGUAAUUAGCCUAAAAGAGACGAAACCAAAGAAAACAGCCUUUCAUAUUGAUGUUUUGUCCUUGUCUCAUGUAGACCUAAAUUUUUUUUUUUUAUAAUUUAUUUUAAACUUGUUAGGAGUGAGUAGAUUGAAGCUGUUGAUGCUUUUUUUCCGAAUCAGAAAAGCUGUUAAAUGUGAGGAGGUUAUUUUUAAAAAUCAACCUUUAAAAAAAAUGUCGGUCAUAGAUGAGGUAGGUAUGAAUCACACAAAACAUCACACAAAAUAUUUUCUCCUCAAAUGUUUGCCUUAAAAUCAAUUAACAUCACAAGUGGCUUUAACAUUGAUCUUGAAAUUACUGAUCCAUAUUGAUCGCAAACAAAAUGCCAAAACUGGCAUGAGACAAUCUUUUUUUGCUGAUUGCUUGGUAGGAAACUCCGGUCAUUUAAGAGUUGCGCAUUUGUCAAUCUUUAACCUUUUGGUGAGACCAGAUGUAACAUAGUCUUUAAAUUCAUACCAUACCUCUUUGUAUUUUUGUUUCUUUUAUAAGACUCAUGAUUGAUACCUCGAAAAGGAAGAAUUUACGAAAACAACUAGCCAACGCACAGCUUCAAUCAUACUUACUGAGGGAUACUGAGAAUAGGAGGCAUUUAUCACGAAUUGUUUUGUUCCUGAGUUUUUAUCAAAGUGUCACUCUAGUGUGUUAUAUUGCUGUUUUUGAAGUGCAAUAGAAUGCUAGAAAAUAAUGUAUUUAAUUUUUUUACUGGAAGACACUCUUUGUGAUAAAAGAGAGCGCAUUUUUAGUAAGGACCAUUUGCUGUAAAGACCAAAAACGGAGAACUGUCUCAAAUUUGGCCAUGCUGGAUGUUGUUAAACAUAAUUUUUAGUUUACCCUAACAAAUUCACUUCUCAUAGCUUACGUUUAGCUAUUUUACAUGCCAAAAAAUAUUUCAGAUGGCUAGGUUUUAUUGCACGAAAAAUUUCGGUUUUCUUGUUUUUUAUAUUGGCAAUAGAUUCUAACAUUUUGAUUAAAUCUUUGUUUUGACCUGUCAUUUCAGGUCAAUUUUAACCACGGAAAUUAUAAUAUUUUCACUUUUAUUCUUACAAUCCCUAAAUCUAUAAAAAAAAGCAUGUGUGUCAUCUUCCAAACUUUUGAAACCUGAAAUUUCUUGCUUGUCUUCAUUACUUAAGCAGUGAAAAAGUGAGUUGAGUGUUAACCAAAUAGAUUGUUUAAAAAUUUGGUUUAAAUAUUUUUAAUUCACCAAAGACAGAAAUAAAAAAAAAUAUUUUUAUGGCCAUUAUCUUGUCAAGUAAGCAAAAUUCCUCCUUUUUAGAUGUUUUAAAAGUCAUCCUUAUUUUAGUGUACAUUUUUUGUAUGAUAUCGCGUCAAUGUGUGCAGUAAGUAACAAUUUGACUCUGAAAUGUUUUAUUAACAUAUGCAACCGCACAACCAACUCAGAUUCGGAAAAUUCUAGGAGAAAAAACACUUUGGCAAUGUGCAUUCAUGCAGUUUGCAACCCUCUGAAUAUUUUGACGAUAAAAACGAACAUCUCAUUAUCUUUGAAUCCUACAGCAUCUAAGUAACUUGAAAAGACAUCAGUGAUUUCAAAGUUGUUGAAGAAAUUUGUGCUUAUCAGCAUCAUUUAUAAUAAUGCAAUAUGUUGGAUUCUUAGCUACAAAUGCCGUAAGCUAUAAUGCAUUGCAUAGUAAAGUAACUUGACCUGGACCAUAGUUAAAUUGUUUCGACUGAUUAUGUACUAAAUUGAGAUAAUACAUAAAGAAUAAAAUAAAGUAAAAAGCUACAAUGCUUAAACCUCAAAGUGGUUUGAAGAAUGGCUCAGACUGUCAGUGCCAAGUGGCAUGAUCAGAGAACUGUCUACUCUAAGUAAAAGCUUUUUACCUCCAUAUUUGUAAGUGGAAAGCUCAUGUUAUCUCUUGAAUUGGACCCUGACUCACCUAAAAGCUUUAAAUCCAUACCUAUAAUAUUAUGAACCUAUGAAAAAUUGAAUAUGUGAUCAAAUCAUCUAAUUGUAGAUUAAUCGGUUGAUAACCGAUAGAACGGUUUUUGGCUAGCUUAAUGUGAGGGGUCGUCAGAGACUGUUUUUCUGCUAGUAGUUUUACUCACUGUGAUCUGUAUUUUGUUUCUUGUGCUUCUUUCAUGUUUGUAAAUUAUCUCAAGUGCGCUUAAAGUAAAUUUAGUAAUAUUAAGUCGUUAGUCAAUUGAUUUUUGUUAAUUUAGCCUAUUAAGGUUUAUUUCUCUUUCUCUGUUUCUUUUAUUUUUUUUUUAAAUCAUUGGGUUGUUUAGUUUUCUACUGUCUGUCCUCUAGCUUUUUUAGUUUUUUUGUGCUGUUUACUGUUGUUACCUCAUUUAUUACUGUCUUUGGUUUAAUCGUGUAUUAUUUUUUAAUGAAAAACAAUACACUGAAUUUUUGUUCCUCUAAUGUUUUUGAAAAAUAAAUCAUGAAAAUCAAAA